GGUUCUCCCCAGCUUGGACUGUUCUGAGUCUUGAGUUUGGUUUUAACCACUGCCCCAUCCUUUACUGACAGGUACUACGGUGGGACAGAGUUUGUGGAUGAGCUGGAGAGGCUGUGCCAGAAGCGAGCGCUGCAGGCGUACCGGCUCGACCCCCAGAAGUGGGGCGUCAAUGUCCAGCCCUACUCAGGGUCACCUGCAAACUUCGCGGUGUACACAGCCCUGGUGGAGCCCCACGGCAGGAUCAUGGGGCUGGACCUGCCCGACGGGGGCCACCUCACCCAUGGCUUCAUGACUGACAAGAAGAAGAUCUCUGCCACCUCUGUAUUCUUCGAGUCCAUGCCCUACAAGGUCAACCCCAAGACCGGGUACAUCGACUACGACCGGCUGGAGGAGAACGCCCGCCUCUUCCACCCCAAGCUGAUCGUAGCAGGUGUCAGCUGCUACUCGCGCAACCUGGACUACGCCCGCAUGCGGCGCAUCGCCGACGCCAACGGCGCCUACCUCAUGGCCGACAUGGCGCACAUCAGCGGGCUGGUGGCUGCCGGCGUGGUGCCCUCCCCCUUCGACCACUGUGACGUCGUAUCCACCACCACCCACAAGACCCUGCGGGGCUGCAGGGCCGGCAUGAUCUUCUACCGCAAAGGUACCCGCAGCGUGGACCCCAAGACAGGCAAGGAAACCCUCUACAACCUGGAGAGCCUCAUCAACCAGGCAGUCUUCCCGGGGCUGCAGGGAGGCCCACACAACCAUGCCAUUGCAGGCAUAGCCGUGGCCCUGCAGCAGGCCAUGACACCCGAGUUCAAGGCGUACCAGCAGCAGGUGGUGGCAAACUGCCAGGCACUCUCAGCUGCCCUGAUGGAGCUGGGCUAUGACAUUGUCACAGGGGGCUCUGACAACCACCUGAUCCUCCUGGACCUGCGCAACAGAGGCACAGACGGCGGCCGGGCCGAGCGCGUGCUGGAGAUCUGCUCCAUCGCCUGCAACAAGAACACCUGCCCCGGUGACAUCAGUGCCCUGCGCCCCAGCGGCCUGCGCUUCGGCACCCCAGCGCUCACCUCCCGAGGCUUCCGGCAGGAUGACUUCCGCAGGGUGGCUCAGUACAUCCACAGAGGGAUCGAGCUGACGCUGCGUGUGCAGAAGGACAUGAGCCCCAAGGCCACGCUGAAGGAAUUCAAGGACAAACUGGAGGAGGGCAAAUACCAAGCAGAGCUGAAGGCACUGAAAGAAGAGGUGGAAGCCUUCGCCGCGACCUUCCCGCUCCCGGGGCUGCCUGUCCUGUAAGGGGAGGCACCAGUGCCCGCUGCUGGAGCCACCCUCACCAGCACCCCAGUGCCUUCUCCCAGCACCUCCCUACCAGCACUGGCUGUGCUGCAGCAGCAGCAGCUCCUCGUUUGGCUUUCACUCACCUCUCCCCUCCCACGUGGGGCACAGAACCCCCUGAGCACAACCCCUCCACGGGGAAAACAGCCCUUGCCCUGUUCAGCAUCACAGCUGGGACCAAGGAAACCCUAAGCCUCAGGGCCAGGUUUGCUCUCCUUGCCUGUGGGAGCAGCAGAUGAGGUUUAGGCAGGUCUGCUCCUGUCCACCCAGAUGGGAGGGAGCUGGGGGACCACCUCCAUAGUCAGGCACGAGAGACUUCACAGCCAUAAAACCCUCUAUGGCUUCAGCCUUGAGGAUUCCCCUUCAGGUGCACAAACCCCUUUUGUGCCUUCCAGCCCCUGCAGGCUGUGAGGAGGCCAAGCCUCACCCCUACCACC
Molecule: messenger RNA, 1757 nt
Organism: Dryobates pubescens (Downy woodpecker)
Lineage: Eukaryota; Metazoa; Chordata; Aves; Piciformes; Picidae
Product: serine hydroxymethyltransferase, cytosolic
Exons: 9
Coding region: 244-1281 (345 amino acids)
Biological process (GO): folic acid metabolic process; L-serine catabolic process; protein homotetramerization
Cellular component (GO): cytoplasm; nucleus; cytosol
Molecular function (GO): serine binding; cobalt ion binding; mRNA 5'-UTR binding
Source: RefSeq, a predicted model, not a curated record